AAAUAGUCAUUUUUUUUAAAAAGAAUUAAAAUUUUAUGGGGUUUUUCUCAGUAAAUGGAGAGCGGGGAUGGAGAUUUUCUAGGGUUUCUGGAUGAGAUUUUUAGGGUUUCAGUUCAGCUUUACUGUGAUUUCUAGUGAGAAAUUCACGGGAAUUCCUUUUAUUUUCAUUUUCUGGAUAUAAUGGGAGGGUUGCACUUUCUCUUGAAGCAUUGGAUGAUCUGAGUUUGAGAUGAAGCUUUCAUCCUCUGGUUCGAAUCCUCGUGGGCUUGAAGGAGAAAAGAGAUGUUUGAAUUCAGAGCUUUGGCAUGCAUGUGCCGGGCCUCUAGUGUCUUUACCUGCGGUUGGGAGUAGGGUUGUCUACCUUCCUCAGGGUCACAGUGAGCAGGUUGCGGCGUCAACAAACAAGGAAAUCGAUGCUCACAUACCUAACUACCCCAGCUUGCCUCCCCAACUCAUCUGCCAACUUCAUGAUGUUACCAUGCAUGCAGAUGUGGAGACGGAUGAAGUUUAUGCUCAAAUGACCUUGCAACCUCUAACUCAGCAAGAGCAAAAGGACGCAUAUGUCCCCACUGUACUUGGUUUUCCAAGUAAACAACCCACAAAUUAUUUUUGCAAGACUUUAACUGCAAGUGACACCAGCACUCAUGGAGGCUUCUCUGUCCCUCGCCGCGCAGCUGAGAAAGUUUUUCCUCCUUUGGAUUUCACUCAGCAGCCACCCGCCCAGGAGCUUAUUGCAAGGGAUCUUCAUGAUGUUGAGUGGAAAUUCAGACACAUAUUCCGAGGCCAGCCAAAGAGGCAUCUUCUUACAACUGGUUGGAGUGUAUUUGUUAGUGCUAAGAGGCUUGUUGCGGGUGAUUCUGUUAUUUUUAUAUGGAACGACAAGAAUCAGCUUCUUUUGGGAAUCCGACGUGCCACUCGACCACAGACUGUAAUGCCUUCGUCUGUGUUAUCGAGUGAUAGCAUGCACAUAGGCCUACUUGCUGCCGCUGCUCAUGCUGCUGCUACGAAUAGCCGUUUCACAAUUUUUUAUAACCCAAGAGCUAGCCCAUCUGAGUUUGUUAUACCAUUUGCAAAGUUUGCCAAAGCUGUUUAUCACACUCGUAUAUCAGUUGGCAUGCGUUUUAGAAUGCUGUUUGAAACAGAAGAGUCUGGUGUUCGCAGGUAUAUGGGUACUAUAACUGGCAAAUGUGAUUUGGACCCAGUUCGUUGGUCAAAUUCACAUUGGAGGUCCGUCAAGGUUGGUUGGGAUGAGUCUACUGCCGGUGAAAGGCAACCGAGAGUAUCACUAUGGGACAUUGAACCUUUGACAACAUUUCCUAUGUACCCAUCACCAUUUGCUCUCAGGCUAAAACGUCCUUGGCAGCCUGGGUUACCAUCACUUUAUGAUGAUAAAGAUGAUGAAGGUAAUCCCGUCAUGUGGCUGAGAGGGGAUAAUGGAGAAAGAAUCCCUGCCCUCCAGUCCCCAAGCUGCCAAAAUCUCGGCAUAGGCAACCCUUGGAUGCAACCAAGGCCUGACCUAUCUCUUCAAGGAAUGGAAUCCAAUUUCUACCAAGCAUUGGCUGCCUCAGCCUUGCAAGAAAUAAGAAGUGGUGAUCUUGUCAAAGCUCCCUUUCUUCAGUUCCAACAACAAUUCAAUGCACAACCCCAGUAUCAGUGCUUCUCAAACCCAUUGCUACAAAGGCAAUUUCUUCAGCAAUCUAACUCUCAAAAAAGUGUCACACACCAGAACCCAACUGUAAAUGAAAAUAUGAACCAGACCCAUCUUCUUCAAUCCCAGCUAAACCACUCAUUUGGUAAUCCAAUCCAUCAUGAGCAGUUCCAUGUUCCAAAUGCGACCACUGCUUUGUCCCAACUUGCGAUUUCAAACUCCUGUUCUCUCUCUCAACCAACCACCCAUGGCCGCCCAUCAGCUUUUGCAGAUUCAAACCCCUCCCUCUCUAGCUUUCAAACAGCAGAUUCCAAUCCUUCUCUCUCUAGCUUACGAAGUGUCAUGGGUCCUUUUUAUUCGGAUGAAAAUGCCACCCUUUUGAAUAUGGAAAAGACCAGUCAGGGCAUGAUCCAUCCUCAACAAGUAAGUUUUCAUACUCAUACUCCCCAGUCCAUGGUGGAGCAUGAAAAUGGGACUUCAGACACCCAGGGUCCUCUUCUUUUUGGUGUUAACAUAGAUUCAUCUUCUCUCAUUCUUCCCAACUCUGAUUCAACCCUAAGGCUCAGGACUAUGGAAGGCAGUGCAGACUCAGGACUGUUGCAGUUCUCUGCUCAAGGUUUUCAGGCUGCCUCUAUCGGGGCUUUUGGCUGCCCCAAUGACUCGGGGUUGCUGCAUAAUAUGGAGCAGAGAAAACCACAUAACCCAAUCUUAGUAAAGAUCUACAAGACUGGGUGUGUAGGGAGAACUCUGGACAUCAGCCAGUUCAGCAGCUACGAGGAGUUGCGAGGAAAGGUGGCUGACAUGUUCGGGCUUGAGGGGCAGUUGGAUGACCCUCUGAGAUCAGGCUGGCAGCUUGUAUUCGUCGACCGGGAGAACGAUGCGCUUCUCCUCGGCGACGGUCCUUGGGAGGCGUUUGUAAAUAAUGUUUGGUAUAUCAAAAUACUUUCGCCCCAUGAUAUACAAAUGAUGGGUACCAAUGGCGUUGACCAGUUACAUAGACAGAGCAAUGGCAACCACAGGGAUUAUACAACCUCGCAUGACCAUGAGUCCUUGAACCCAAGCACUGGUGUUACUUCUGUUGGUACCCUUGACUAUUGAAGAACCUGAGGUACUUAUUUUACUUUUGGUAUUAUUAUUUCAAUCUCGGCAACCAUCUGGGCUGCAGAAAUCUUAAAUGGUCCAAGAUUUGUUGUAGGAUGUUAUGGUGGUGGGCACUAGAUGGUGGUUGAAAAUGGUCAUGUUGUUUAUGUGUAUAUAUAUGCAUGUAGACUGAUUAUUGUGUGGCUCGUAGUUAACUGUAUGUCAGUCCUUUGUACUGUUUUCUCAUGAUAAGUGAUCUCCUUUUAUGAACGAUAUAGCCUAUGAGAAAAAUUUCACCUUUCUUCCGGUUUC
Molecule: messenger RNA, 3040 nt
Organism: Amborella trichopoda
Lineage: Eukaryota; Viridiplantae; Streptophyta; Magnoliopsida; Amborellales; Amborellaceae
Product: auxin response factor 6
Biological process (GO): regulation of DNA-templated transcription; response to hormone
Cellular component (GO): nucleus
Molecular function (GO): DNA binding
Source: RefSeq, a predicted model, not a curated record